AUGAAGAAGUUUCGCUUGUCCUUUAGGCGCAAGAAAGAGAAAAGGGAUUAUGUCAAUGAUACUACUGAAGACAACGAGGAGAGCGAGGAAGAUGGUCUUUCGAGAGCCAAGAACAGGACAAUCUCAUCGGCUAUGCCAGCUGCCACGCAAAACAAUUUCGUCAGGACAAUAAGAAAUUCCUUCAGACGGAAGAAAAAGCAAGACCUUUCGAAAGACUUCGAAACAGACCAAAAUGAAAAUGUUGAGCAAAACAUUCCUCGCGAUCCAAAACAGACGAUAAAAUCCAACGAUGCCAACAAUGAGUUCAACGUCAAAUCUGGAAUGGCCAAUUACAAGUGCAAGUUUUUGGGGAAGAAAGAAGUUGGCGGCAAAAGCGGAAUAACCUACACCGACGAAGCGCUGACUUAUUACAAAGCCAUCCGAGCGAAGAAAAAGCCACGCGUGAUCAUCCAAGUCUCUCCCGAAGUCAUUCGCGUCGUCUCGGCCAAGGAUCAGACGCUUCUCUUCGACCAGGCAGUCGACAAGAUCUCUUUCUGUGCGCCCAGCAACACGCACCCGGAUGCUUUUAGGAAAGGAAAAGACAACCAUAUUUGA
This is a messenger RNA of Oikopleura dioica, 594 nucleotides long. The record is from the annotation of a GenBank genome assembly. NCBI's taxonomy places the organism in Eukaryota, Metazoa, Chordata, Appendicularia, Copelata, Oikopleuridae.